Penicillium soppii is the source of this 3996-nucleotide messenger RNA. RefSeq names its product serine/threonine protein kinase CLA4. The record is from RefSeq and is a predicted model, not a curated record. NCBI's taxonomy places the organism in Eukaryota, Fungi, Ascomycota, Eurotiomycetes, Eurotiales, Aspergillaceae. Gene Ontology annotation, molecular function: NAD+ kinase activity; ATP binding; protein serine/threonine kinase activity. Gene Ontology annotation, cellular component: cytoplasm. Gene Ontology annotation, biological process: NAD+ metabolic process; protein phosphorylation; NADP+ biosynthetic process. The coding region runs from base 1 to 3996 and encodes 1331 amino acids. The transcript has 6 exons.
AUGUUGUGUACCAAAUUCCGCACUCCCAGCUUUCCUCUGCGCUGUUUCUCCACGUCUACGCCACGGUGCGAGAUCAAAGACAUCGGCAGCUUGUCUCGGCGCCUGAUACCAAAAUACCAAGAAUCCUGCGAUGGAGAACUCCUGUCUCUCCAAUGGCCGGCACCGCCACGAAAUAUCUUUAUAGUACGCAAAGAUUGCGCCCCAGCAGUUACUGAUUCUCUAAUUGAAUUUGUCAAUCAUGUGUCUUCUACAUACCCAUCUACUGCCGUGAUCCUCGAGUCCAAAACCGCCGCCGAGGUACAUUCUUCUCUCCAAUUCCCCGUGUACGCAGCUUCCCUCGACGAGAAACCAACCGCUCUCCACGACACGGUGGACCUCACAGUGACGCUGGGCGGAGAUGGCACAAUUUUACAUGCAGCCUCUUUAUUCGCGACCUGCUCAAAUGUUCCACCUGUUUUAUCGUUCAGCAUGGGCACAUUAGGCUUCUUGAGUGAAUGGAAAUUCUCAGAAUUCAAGCGAGCGUUCCGAGAAGUCUACAUGUCCGGUGCUGGGGCAGGAGAUCGCACUCCCGUGCUGGAACAGCCCCCAGCAACCGAGGGACUUGAGGAGCCGGAGAUGGGACCGACUGGGUGGUCCUCUGUUCGUGGCAAGUCUAUGGGAUCUACGCGCGGGGCUCGUAUUCUCAUGCGCAACCGACUCAAAGUCGGCCUGUUCACAGCAGAAGGAACAGAAACGACGCCCAUCCGGACCAAGAGCGACAAGGGCCAGGGGGUAUACGUGAUGAACGAGCUUCUGAUUCACCGUGGCAAGGAACCACACUUGGCGGUGGUGGAUGUCUUUGUGGGUGGACGGUUCCUGACCGAGGCUGUGGCGGACGGAAUCAUCAUUUCGACCCCGACGGGGAGUACCGCGUACAGUCUCAGCAGUGGGGGUAGUAUUGUACAUCCACUUGUGCCUUCCAUCCUAUUGACGCCGAUCUGUGCGCGUAGUCUGAGUUUCCGCCCCCUGGUUCUGCCUUCCAGUACGCCUAUCACACUGCGGUUGAGUGAAAAAAACCGGGGGCGGGAAUUGGAGGUUAGUCUGGACGGGGUUAAUUUAGGUCAAGGGAUGGGAGUUGGCAUGGAAGUGCGAGUGUGGAAUGAAGAAAUGAGGCAUGGGAAGAAUGAGUGGCAGGGUGGUGUUCCGAGUGUGAUGCGGAGAAGUAUGGGAUCUGAGGCACACGAGGGAUGGGUAGGUGGAUUGAAUGGAUUGUUAAAGUUCAAUCAUCCUUUUGGGGAGAAUAUUGUAGUAUGCCCUACUAUACCUAGUAUGGCUCUAGACUUUUCCGCUAGUCCGUCUCGAGGGGGCCUCAGGAGGUCUCGGCGCAUUCGUUACCUUUCCUUUCCCCCUGCACAAUCUGUACUCCCUGGCAAAAUGACUUCCUUUGGAAACAAUACGUACGGACCCAAUCAGUUUAUGAAUCCGGGGCCAGCUCCCCGCCCCCCUACCGAUCGCCCCCCCAAAUUGACCCUACCCACCCACAACACCGCCGCCUCCUUCGCUCAGAUGAGUCUGGACUCUCCAAGCACCCCAGGUCCCCAUUCCGCAAAUCUUUCGCUGUUCCCCAACACCAGCAGCCCGUCGCUGGCUAUGAGUCGGAGCAACACCGGUCAGGGUGGAAUCUCGAUUGUCAAAGAAGGCACCGUUCGCUGUAAGGAAGACAAGUUUUUAGCAACAUGGAACUCACGAUAUUUGAUCUUGCGCGAGUAUAAACUUGAGUUUUUAAAGAAUGAAUCUGGCAAAGUGGUGAUUUCGUUCCCUUUAUCCACGAUCACCUCCGUGGCUCGGUCUGAAGACUGCAAGAUGGCCUUCGAGGUCACUCGUUUGGCGAAUCCGAAGGAUGCCACCGCCAAAACCGCCCUUUUGACUCGCGAUCUUCCCACCAAGACCAUCACUUGUGAGGUGAAGUCGGAUGAUGAGAUCUAUGAGUGGAUCGAUAAGAUCUAUGAGCGCUGCCCUGGAAUGGGUGGUGUCAGCAACCCAACCAACUUCAGUCACCGAGUGCAUGUUGGAUUUGACCCACAGUCUGGUGCAUUCGUCGGAUUGCCACCAGAGUGGGAGAAGCUUCUGACGGCCUCAGCUAUCACGAAGGAAGACUACAAGAAGAAUCCCCAGGCGGUGAUCGAGGUUCUUGAGUUUUACUCUGAUAUCAAAAUGCGCGAGCAGAACCCUCAAUAUUACGCAGGGACAAACUCUCCUGCAAAUGGCCAGUCCAAACCAUAUGGCAGCAGUGUCGGAAACUCCAUCGCUCCACCGAGACCGCCCCCGCCAGGACCGAUGCAGCGCCUCGAUAGCGGGCCGUCAAAUCAAUCCGAUGGCUCGAUGCGCUCCGCAUCUGGUUCGGUAGGACAGGCAGACCGUGCGGCGGAGCAGCAACAGCAAUUGGAACGCAUGAAGGAAAUGGCUGAUCAGGAGCGUCGUCGCGUCGAAGAGGAAGCUCGCCGUAACCAGGCUGCUUACAAUGCGUCCAUCCCGCAGACCCGUACACCGGGAGCCAAGCAGGAGCUCGGCGGUUAUGGUGGGGAUGACAGUCGCUACCAACCAAGCCGCCCCGCUCCCCAAGCCCCGGGUGCCGCUGCUCGCGCGCAGGAUCCUCGACAGCUCACCGCACAGCGUCCGGCCCCGGCGCCGCCAUCGCAAAACCCCCACGGCCAGAGAGCACCCGGUGCUCCUCGCAAUGAGGACCGCCAGGGCUCCCCAAGUUCUCGGUAUCCUCCUAAUGACCCGCGGAACCAAAGCUCAUCCAGCCGGCCACAGCAAAACGGUGCCAAGGCGCAGCAGGCCGGACCUCCUCCAAGUCGUCUGCCCGCCCCUGUGCAGGCUGUGAAGCCGCUGAACAUUGCCAACAAGCAAAAGGCCAACAACCAAAGCGUCCCCGAGGGCGUUCGUCAGGCCGAAAACGCUCUCACCAAGAAGCCAGAACAAUCCAAGAAGGAGGUGCGCAUGUCCGGCAUGUCAGAGAGCGACGUCAUGAACCGACUGCGCGAGGUCGUGUCCAAGGACAACCCCAAUGAGUCGUACAGCAAACAGCGCAAGAUUGGUCAGGGUGCUUCUGGCUCCGUGUAUGUGGCGCGCGUGAAGGAGGGCGCCACCUCGGCCGUCGCUCACGAGCUCUAUCGUACUUACGGCCCCCGCUGUCAGGUGGCCAUCAAGCAGAUGGAUCUGCGUAGCCAGCCCCGCAAGGAGUUGAUUGUCAAUGAAAUUAUCGUCAUGAAGGACAGCCAUCACGCGAACAUUGUCAACUUCCUUGACUCCUUCCUGCAGGAAUCCAACAAUGAGCUCUGGGUCGUCAUGGAGUUCAUGGAAGGAGGUGCAUUGACUGAUGUUAUUGACAACAACCCAACCAUCUCCGAGGAUCAAAUCGCAAGAAUCUGUACCGAGGUAACCAAAUCCCCCUCUUGUCUUCCCAUACUCUUUACCUAUAUACUAACUCCACCCAAGACAUGCAAGGGUCUAUAUCAUCUCCACGAGCAGAACAUCAUCCACCGAGACAUCAAAUCCGACAACGUCCUCCUGGACCUCAUCGGCAACGUCAAAAUCACCGAUUUCGGCUUCUGCGCCAAACUCACCGCAGCCAAAGACAAGCGCGCAACAAUGGUCGGCACCCCAUACUGGAUGGCCCCCGAAGUCGUCAAGCAGAAGGAGUAUGGCCCCAAAGUCGACUGCUGGUCCCUGGGUAUCAUGACCAUCGAAAUGAUCGAAUCCGAGCCCCCUUACCUAAACGAAGAACCCCUCAAGGCCCUUUUCCUUAUCGCGACCAACGGUACCCCCCGCCUAAAGAAACAAGAAAAAUCCUCCAAAGAAAUCAAAAGCUUCCUGAGCGUCUGUCUCUGCGUCGACGUCAACUCCCGCGCCACAUCAAAAGAACUCCUCGCUCAUCCCUUCUUGCAAACGGUCUGCAGCUCUGCCUCACUUGCGGAACUGCUGCGAUUCAAGAAGACCGGUUCCGGAAAGUAA